UUAAUGGAAGCCCUGCUCAACCUUCUGAGCCACAGCCACCUGUGCUGCGGGGCACAUGUAGUAUAUUUAGUAUGUUUUCAACAACAAGCUACAGGCCUUUUAAAAGCAGUCCACAGGCCAUGAUUGGCGCACAGGCCGAACUUUGGACAUGCCUGUCAAGAUGUAGGGGCCUAGAUAUAUGAAACACGUUAAAUAUAACUGAAUAGUGCUUCACUUGCCCAUCUCAUUUUCCAGUGUCGUCACUGUGCUCUUCUUCCAGGCCCCAAGAUGGCAACCUUGUCAUAAAAUAGUGCCCUUUGUUAGCUAAUGUUAGUCAUUGAAACAUGGUUUCAAAACACACCUCCCUACUGAUAGCUUGAACAUCAUAGGAGAGUACACAUUGUUUAUAUUUCACAAUCAGAUCUUAAUUUCACAUUGUAAUAGGAGACUCCCCAAAUUCAAUAAAGGAUGUAAAAGCACAGUAGAGAAAUUAAUCAGUCAAAGGCACAAAACAGCAGAGACUUUUCUUUUGAUUUAGAGUUGACUGAAGUUGGGGAAAUUUAAAGGUAUAUUGUGCAGGAUCUCCCUAAAAGAUGAUGUAUAUACUCAAAAAAAAAAGUAAUCCCUCUGAAUCGUCACAUACGGCCCAAUAGAAGUGUGUGCCACUGUAUUUAUCUGUCUCUGCCCUCUGCCUGUAGUCUUUAUUUUCCAAGAGGAAACUAUAAAAAUGGCGGACCCAACAUCAAAAAAUGCAAAUUGUAGGAACUGAAAUGCCAAGUGCAUAUAGCUUGGGUUGACUUUUACUUUAAUAGCCAACAAUUCCUGCAUAGUCUAUCUUUAAAAUCACGAGGAAGUUGGUUUCAAUGAUGUUUAGCACAGCAGCUAAAAGCAGCUUCACCCUAAUUGGUUCUGACUCGAGGGAAUACCAUGACAGGUUCCUGAGGAUCUAAGAAACCUUCUGGGUUUAUGUUCAUCAAGCAGAUGGGCACAUGAUGUACCUAAUUUAGUGAUUAAUUAAAGGCACUCGAACUCGAAAACUCAACUUGUCAAAAAAAAAAAGUUGUUUGUUUAAGCCGCCUUAGUAUACAGAUAGAAAUCCAGGCCAUUUCUAAUAAAAUAAGUGAUACUUUAUCAGUAAUGCAUCAUGUUGCAUCAAGUUUUGCACCGUUGGGUCCAAAGUAGAUAAGGUAGAACAUGACAGUUUGUGUAGACAGGGACGGGCGGGCGGAGGAGAAAAGAGAGGCAGAGUGCUCCAUGCUCGGUAGAUAGAUGAAGGAAGAGCGAGCAGAAGGCAAAUUAAUCAAAGGACAUCAAAGGCAAAUGGGUUGAGGGAGCGAAGGAAUGAAAGAGUGCCGCCCGUUUGUCCCAUGCCGUUCCCGCUCCGCUCCGCCUGAGCCUUCUCUCAGAUCUCAGGGCCAUUGUGCCGCACGGGUGCAUGGAGGGGGCUGGGGCACAAUGCACACAACAAAACAUACACACACUAACAACGUCUGAAAGCUUCAAAAGGAAGAUGUGUAAUUUUUCUGUCUUGUCAAACUCAAACUCCUCUGUAUUCUGUUUCUGAAUCUUGUUUUAGUUUCUUGUCCUUGCACAUGUACCAUUUCCUGCAGUUUUAUUCACCAUCAAUUCACCGGCCGCACAAACUUUAAGUGGAACAUCAACAACACACUGUCACACACUCUCUAACACGUACUGUAUGUUGUUGUCAGUGUGAACUCAGUGCUGGCUUGUGGCAGCAGUGGACGGCUCUCUUUGAUAAUGCCCCGCUAGAUUCAGCCGCCACUCUUUUUAUCGUUCAGCCAGUUAGUUGGCUCAAAGUUGACUCCAAUUUGUGCUUCUCGUUUGGGUUCCUGGUUGGCACAGACUUCUUUCUGUGUCCAUGUAGACUGUGACCAUGCCCCUGUCUGUUGCCUGCGGAUGUACAGAACAUUUUGUUUAAACCAGUUUUAUACUCUCUAUCGCUCUCUGCAGAGACUUUUUCAAUCCAUUGCUGUGGUGUAAUAUGCAUCAUUAGAAUCACACCUGGCUUUGUGUUGUGGGAGAGAAAAGUGUGUCCUGAAGUGUGCAGAUGCUUUUCAUUUCAUUUAUUUAUCUAUACAGGAAAGGAAUUAAAAGUAACAUUGUGUGCUACAGUUAAAACUGGCCCAACUCAGUUAAAAACUUGUUUUCAGGAGCUUCCUGUUAAGCAACAAAAACACAUUACAAUACAAAAUGAAUGCAGAAACAAUCAGCAAAGGCAAAACAACAAAACGCAGGCAGCUACAUAGACACUGCAGAGUAGCAGACUGAAGUGAAGUGAGUAAAAUAAGAUAUGAGAUUUAAAUCGGUGGUUGCAGGUAUGUCCUUCCUUCAGAUAGUGUCUGUAUGCGUGUUUGAAAUGUAUAAUAGAGGUUAUUGCUCUAAUGUGGUGGGGGAUCUCGUUCUAGAUCUUAGUGUAAGUAUGAGAAAAUGAUCUCUGACUAUAAUUGUUUUGGUACAGGAAUAAGAGGAUGCGAAAUUGAUCUGGUGACGUUAAAGUGAAAGAAUCUGUUCUAAGCAAACUUGCAUAACUGAUUUUGAUACAUUUUAUUUUAUUUCUUUUGUAUCUAACCUUUAUUUAAGCAGGAAUAUUCCCACUGAAAUUCAAAAUUUCUUUUACAAGGGAGUCCUACAUUACAUAUAGGCAUAUCUUGCAUCCUCUAGCACACACAAACCCCACUGUUUUGGUUUAAUACACACUCUUUACAGACAAAAUUUGAGAUUCUUUGAUGCAGAAUUGCACUUUGAAAUCAUAAAAGUUUUAAAAUGUAAAGUUUGACUUUGUCUCUCUUUCUCUACAUACAUUUAAGGUGAAAUUUUUAAGCAAUCCUAGCUUUUAGUUACAUUAAGCCUUAUUAGAACAGUGGGUUUUACUUCAUUUUUUGUAUUUAACCUUUACUUUACCAGGAAUAUUCCCUUUGAGAUUCAAAAUUUCUUUCACAAGGGAGUCCUGCAUUAUGUAUUGGCAAAUCUUGCAUCCUCAAGCACACACAAACACCACUAUUUUGGUUUAAUACACAGUCUAUACAGACUAUACCAAACAAAAUUAAAAGAUAAUUCAAUGCAGAAUUGCACCUUGAAUGCACAUAAGUUUUAAAAUGUAAAGUUUUACUUUGUCUCUCUUUCUAAAUCUCCAUUUCUCCACAUACAUAAAGGUGAAAUGUAUGAGCAAGCCUAGCUUUCUAUUUACAUUAAGCAUUAUUAGAACAGUGAAUGGUCAUAAAGCUUUACAUGUUCACUGUGAUUCUCACAUAACGUUGUUUGAGCUCAUUUUUGGCGGAUGUAAGGAUUUAGUCGUAUAUCAGCUUUCCUAUAAAAGCACUAUAAAUGUGGAAGAUAUACUAUAUCUUUCUGAUUAAAUAAACAUUUUGGCUGACAGUCUGUAUGUCAGUUUUACUUAUACUUUUGUAGCCACACUAAAAAGACACAACCAAAAACUUGACAAUAAAUGCAAGAUGCUAAAACAAAAAAAAAAGUUUCAGUUUUCUCCCAGACUUUAAAAAUACAUCAUGUUCAUAAGCACUUUUUUUUUUACUGUAUCUUUAUGUAACAAAAGCAGAGUUCAGCAGAGAAAGACAAAAGUGAUGUGAACUGACAAUAUUUUAAUGGGGGGGAUAAAAGACUGUAAGUGAUCAAUGGAGGCGGCGGCCAAGUGAUGCCCGGGGGACGGCUUUGAUGUGGGCAUCCUCAGAGGGACGCCGGGGACAAUGCCCCCUUUGAGGGGCAUGCAGAAUGGCAGACACUUCCCUCUCUCUGGCUCUCUCACACUCUGUCACUCAACCUCCCUCCAUCUCCUGCUCGCUCCUCUCACUCACGCUGCGACUCCUCACUUCAGAUGCUCGCAGACGUCUCUGUGGCUCUGCAUUCCUCUGCCCCAGUGUCACAUCAGCCCAUAUCCUUAUCUGCAUAACUUUCUCCCUCUUCCUCUCACAUUAAUUAAUUCAAACAACACCCCCUUUCCUGCCGUCCAGCCAAUGACUCCGCCUUCCCCUCCUCCCCCCUCCCUAUCUGCAUCUCCCUUUCCCUCCCUCUGUCUCUUUUCAUAGAACCAAACCUCUUUGUGAUGUCCAGCCUUGGCAAGUUGCGCCUGAUUUGCUGUCACAGUCUUAAUGAAUUCAUCUGUUUGUGUAUUGGCCAUGGGAGCAUUUCUCCCUCCUCCCUCCCCUCUCCCCCUCACUCUUUCCUAUCCUCUCCCCCCCUCCCUCUUACUGGUGUUCCCCUGGGGGCUCUAUAUAUACCAGGGACCACUCCAGGCACCUAUUGUUCCUCUAAGUAAACUUACAGACAGAUGCCCUGCACCACAGUGUGGGAGAGAGCCCAGAGAGUCAGGAGGAGGGAGACAGUUACGGAUUGCAGAGAGCAACCAGACAGUUAGUAAACACUGCAGGCUCGCCUCGCCUCCAGCACCUCUGCAUCCUCUCCGGUUGUUCCGCGUGUCUCCUGCCUGUUCGCUUGUUGUCACUGUGGAGUGGAGGUCUGAUGCUCUGACACCAUGCUGCUGCUGAUAUCACUGCUGCUUACGGGACUGGACUGCUUGCUGGGAGCCCCGACAGGUCGAGAGGUUUACAGGAUGCCCCAGAGUGCGCUCAAAGCUCUGUCUGAUCGUGGCACUGUGGUUCUAGAGGCAGCCAUGACGAGUGCCCUGUCCGCCCUCGAGCGCGCAUCAUCUGAGAGAAGUCGGGCUGAGGCCGGCUGUCGGGGCUGUGUUCCCUGUCUGUUUCAGGACUGUGGACAGCUGUCUGGCUCCUGUUCAUCUCCUGCCAAUGCCUUAUCAGAGCCCAACUGUGAUGUCAUCAGUAAAGCCCAGAAGCUCCAGGAUGAGGCUGAGCGGAGCUGGGCUCUGAGCCAGGCCUGUGCGUACUAUCAGCACCGCUGCCCAGCUGGUGAACUUGACAAAGAGAGCUGCAUCAGGAUCAUGGGUGAGAGCUGCAGUGCCCGUGUCCUUCAGUGCAGCCUGCUCAACACGAUGCAGAAUCUGGAGCCUGCGACACAGACGCGUGCUCAGGCAGCAGUGUGUGGUCAGAGGUCAUCCACGGUGCAAAACAUCACACAGCCUCGCUCACGGAUUGUGGGCGGGUCGCCUGCUCCUCCAGGCAGCUGGCCCUGGCUGGUCAACCUCCAGCUAGAUGGUGGUCUGAUGUGUGGAGGGGUCCUGGUGGACAGCUCCUGGGUGGUCACUGCUGCUCAUUGUUUUGCUGGCAGCCGAAGUGAGAGCUACUGGACAGCCGUGGUGGGGGAGUUUGACAUCACUAAGUCUGACCCUGAUGAGCAGGUCCUCAAAGUGAAUCGCAUCAUCCCUCACCCUAAGUUCAAUCCAAAGACAUUUAACAACGACAUAGCCCUGGUGGAGCUGACAUCCCCAGUGGUCCUGUCCAGCCGUGUCACUCCGGUGUGUCUCCCCUCUGGCAUGGAGCCCCCUACUGGCAGUCCAUGUCUGGUGGCAGGCUGGGGCUCCCUCUAUGAGGAUGGCCCGUCUGCUGACGUGGUAAUGGAGGCCAAGGUGCCCCUGCUGCCUCAGAGCACCUGUAAGAGUGCGCUUGGCAAAGAGCUGGUCACCAAUACUAUGCUGUGUGCCGGGUAUCUUUCCGGAGGCAUCGACUCCUGUCAGGGGGAUUCUGGAGGCCCCCUGAUCUACCAGGACCGAAUUUCUGGUCGGUUCCAGCUCCACGGCAUUACCUCCUGGGGAGACGGCUGUGGGGAAAAGGGCAAGCCUGGAGUCUACACACGGGUGUCUGCUUUCUCUGACUGGAUUCAGGCUGAGAUAGAGAAGUCUUUUGGAAGCAGGGAGCCAACAUGUCCGGAGCUUCUGAAGACAACAGACAUGACAGAGGAGGAACAGAGGUCAGAGUUCAGCUCUCUGUGUCGCUUCUAUACCCUGACCUGCCCUGCUGGUCAGUCUGCCAGCGCUUGCAGCCGAAUGGCAGAGGACAAGUGCCUCACCCGCUUUAAGAAAUGUCAGUUGCGUUCGUUCCUACAAACCCUGCUGGACUUGCUCCAGAGGGCCGAGGACUACAUCCGGGACAAAGUCGACUUGACCUUCUUCACCCAGACGCUGCCUCAGCUGGUGGAGCACAUCUAUAGCACAGCUUUCAUCCACACCAGGGACAGGAGGGACCUGAGCCACGGUCUCUUACAGGUUAAAGAACAGCUAGGUGGAGCUCUGGGGCCAACAGAGCAGGAUGCGUCUCCAGCUCCCCCAGCCUUAUUUAGAGAGGUGGGACCAUCAGUGGGUGACUGGGAGAAAUACCUGAGGAACAUGGCUGAGGACCUGGACAAACAACACACUGACACAUCCACAGAGUCCACACCAACAAGACAGGAGGACAAACUUUUCUUACAGACAGAGGACUCCUCGGUACAUCAGCUAGAGGGAGAACUGCGAUCUGUUAUCUCAGCUUUGCGCUCCAAACUGUACACCCGAGCUGCUCCUCCCAUCCUGCACCUGGACACAAGCUACCUCCAGGAGGAUUCUCCCAACAGUCCCCCUUUAACUACUUCAUCCACUGGAGCACGGGACCACACUGACCGCUCCUCCUCCUCCUCACAGGAACCCCACGAGCCUUGGUCCCUUCUGUCAGCCCUGAUGAUUGAAAUGCAGAAAUUAAGCGCACAGGAUGAAACUGGUACAGAAGAUGUGUCACAAAGUGAAACUUCUCCUGAUGUUAACUGGAGUGCCACAUCAGAGGAGUUUGCUUUUGUUGAGAAUGAAGACAGAACAGAAUCAAAAUCCUCAGCGUUGCCGCUUCUGGUGCAGCCAACAACUAACGUUCAACCGGUCACGGAGCGCGCUCACACAGAGACUUGUGACCCCAAACAAGCUGCGCAUGUUGCAAAGACAUUGAGUCUUCACAGAAAAUAUCGGAGCCUUCUUCGCAAGAGGCAGAUACCUGGGGCCGGUGGGAAAGUUUGUCCUGGAGUGAGAGAGUCAUCACAACAAGUCAGCCAAGUCAGAGACUCGUACAGCUGGGUCUUAAACAUCCCAGGCAAGAACCUACGCAUGAACUUCCAAGAGGUUUUAGUUGAUCUGAGCUCCAAGAACGAUCGAGGACUUUACCAAGCGCGAGUCAGAGCUGUAGUGGGAGGACGACCUUUGACAUUCUACAGUCUUGUGGGCCUGGAGAAUGAGUCAUUCUACCGCAGUGUGCCAAGGAUCAUCGCUUUGGCACUGGAGGCACUCAAGACUUAAUUUUAUCAAAACAGCAAGUGAGAUGACAUGACACACAAAAGACUCAUGUGAGAGACGACAGCACAGACACUCAAAAAAGAGACCUCGUCAUGGGACAGAGAGACGCACACAAAAUGCACACUCACUCAGACUUUACUUCCUCUGCCGUCUCCUGUGAAAACCACUAUUUUGCUUCCCCCAUCUGAGAGCUGGACUUUGGCUCUAAAUGAAAACACAACCACGAAUGUAUCAGUCCAACUAUCGCCCACACAUCAUGCCACAGGAUGUUUUUUUUUAUGUGGUUGGAGAUGCAGCCUUGUCUAACUUAUGAAUCUGUACAAAAUAAGUUAUUCAUAUUGUCUUUUGCAAAGGUUGAGCCUCUUGUGAAGCACACAGACUGUAUAUAUUAUUCCUAUA
Molecule: messenger RNA, 7579 nt
Organism: Epinephelus lanceolatus (giant grouper)
Lineage: Eukaryota; Metazoa; Chordata; Actinopteri; Perciformes; Serranidae
Source: RefSeq, a predicted model, not a curated record